AUGGGUGGCCCAAUCAAGCAUAUCCCGCCGAAAUGGGCCCUCCGCGGCGACAUCUACACCUUUUCCUUCUGGACGCCUCCCUCAGCCGCUAACUCUCUGCCCGAGCAUGCAUACUCGCCGCUCGAGGGCAAGACGUCGUUUGCCGACGAGACGCUUAGCAGACCGGUUGGCGGGCUGAGCAUGAUCCAGAUCCUGAGCUACAGGGACUCGCCUGUGGGGCCGUACGACGAGAUGCUGGUUGCACCGGGCAGCUUUGAGUGGGAGAGGACGGAGCCCGGGGGCGAGAAGAAGAAGGGCUGCAAUCCCAAGAUUACGAGAAUCUAUGUUUCGACACCGAAUAGUUGUUUCAACGGGAGGACGAACUGGAACACCCCCAAACAUCUCGCCAAAUUCGUCUGGGACCACCACCCCGACGGCUCCACCACCAUCCAAAUCUUCCCUCACGACGAUCCCGCCAACCCGGACGAAUCCCAGCCCUCGUCCCGGCCCUUCUUCACCACCACCUUCAAGCCCAUGUCCCUCGUCCCGCGCUUCCCCUUCGCCACCAGCUGGGUCGACCACCUCGGCUUCAACACCACGCUCGUCAUGCCGCCCCUCCCCGCCGGCAACGGCUCCUACGGCGAGCUCCCCGCCACCUCCCGCUGGAUCAGCCUCGUCACCAAGCAGUACUGCGCCAGCAGCUCCGUCGGCUGGUACGACGUUGCCCAGCCCGACGGCGGAGAGGCCUGCGGUGGCCACGAGAACUUUUUGCCUUGGCUCGGGAGGUGGCAGGUCGGGCUCAAGAUGAAGGACGCCGACCUGACGUUUGAAAUCCCCGACGAGACGUGGGAAAGGGGCGACGUGAUUGGUGAAGCUUCGACGCCGAGGGCAGCAGACGAAAAGACUUUGACGCCGCAGGAACAGGCAGCGCUGCUAAGACCAAGGCAAUGGGGUUCAGGCAACUUCCUACAAGAUUAUUUCUUCUAA
Molecule: messenger RNA, 966 nt
Organism: Trichoderma virens Gv29-8
Lineage: Eukaryota; Fungi; Ascomycota; Sordariomycetes; Hypocreales; Hypocreaceae
Exons: 2
Coding region: 1-966 (321 amino acids)
Source: RefSeq, a predicted model, not a curated record